UCUGCCAGCUAGCAAGUUUCUGAAAAAAAAAAAGAUCCUCGGAUAGUUGUGAGCUGAUUAAACACCGUCAGUAAACGCGGACUGUUCUCGAUGCCAGCGAUAUUAUAAUCCACGAUACAAAUAAUAAUUAUUUUCAAUUUCGUAGCAGCCUUUCAGAGACACCGCUUGCAGUUCAGACAAAUAAAUAAAAGUUGUUCUGAUCUGUUUAGAUUAGCUGUUAGCGGGAUUAGCUUCAGUCUUGGCUGCUUUACACACAGUAGAAACACCAUGAAACUCUACAGUCUGAGCGUCUUGCAUAAAGGCUCGACGAAGGCCAACCUGCUGAAGGCGGCGUAUGAUCUGUCCUCAUUCAGUUUCUUCCAGAGAUCCAGCGUACAGGAGUUCAUGACGUUUACCAGUGCGCUGAUUGUUGAGCGUUCAGCCUUAGGAAGCCGCGCGUCCGUCAAAGAGCAAGAGUACUUGUGUCACGUGUACGUACGAAAUGACAAUCUCGGCGGUGUCGUGAUCGCAGACAGUGAAUAUCCCUCCAGAGUCUGCUUCACUUUACUUGAUAAGGUGCUGGAUGAGUUCUCCAGGCAGGUGAACAGUAUAGACUGGCCUUCUGGUUCUCCGGCGACCGUUCAGUACACGGCACUGGACAGCCAUCUGGCUAGAUACCAGAAUCCACGCGAGGCCGACGCUAUGACCAAAGUGCAAGCAGAACUGGAUGAAACCAAAAUUAUUUUGCACAACACAAUGGAGUCACUGCUGGAGAGAGGAGAGAAACUGGAUGAUUUAGUUCAGAAGUCUGAGCAUCUGGGAAACCAAUCAAAAGCCUUUUAUAAAACGGCACGCAAACAGAACUCGUGCUGCGAGAUCAUGUGAUCGCGUCGAGCGCUCCGAUUGGACAGGACUCUCCGGCCACCCCUCGUCUCUGGUUUUCUAUUUUCCCUCUCUUUCUCUCUGUCCUGGUGCGGGCUGGUGCUUUUAUCGCGCGGCGGUCAUAGCGAACGCGCGAGAGGGCCGAUCAGAGGGGGGCUGAUUUCCCACGAUGCACCACACUCACUCUGCCAUCGGUUGUCACGUUGCGUGAGAACUUGAUUUUCUUCUCGACGGUUCCUCGGGGUCAAAACGGAUCCGGACAAAAGCAUAGAGGGGCUCGAGUCAAACGUCCCCGCUGUGCCUUAACUUUAGACGCAGGCGUGUUAACAUCAGACUGUUGAGUUAGCCUUAUCAACGGAGGACAGCGCUGCGAUCUCUGUAUCUAGACUCAUUAUUCGGCUUUGAAGCGCCUUGUAGAGUGAACAUGUAGCGUGACUUCUUUUAAAAUGUGAAACACGGUAAACGACGUGCUCAGUAUUGUGUUCAUAGCUCUCUCGAUAUUGUAAGUGACUGACCAAAAGUAAACGUGUCUGUUCGUGCACAGUUCUAACGCUUUGUCUCUCUUGGAAAUGUAAAUAAAUUGCUGAAUCGUA
Molecule: messenger RNA, 1454 nt
Organism: Puntigrus tetrazona (Sumatra barb)
Lineage: Eukaryota; Metazoa; Chordata; Actinopteri; Cypriniformes; Cyprinidae
Gene: ykt6
Product: YKT6 v-SNARE homolog (S. cerevisiae)
Exons: 8
Coding region: 268-864 (198 amino acids)
Biological process (GO): endoplasmic reticulum to Golgi vesicle-mediated transport
Cellular component (GO): Golgi apparatus
Molecular function (GO): SNAP receptor activity
Source: RefSeq, a predicted model, not a curated record